AUGUCCAGUCACUUUCUCCUUAUUGUCCUCGUGGCUUCCAUCCUUCAUGUGGCAUAUGCUACAGCAGCAGCAACUUCGGCGAACUUGACAGCAGAUGCGGCUGCGACGGCGUACGACAUUCUAGAGAAGAACAACUUACCGCGUGGCCUUCUCCCAAAGGGUGUGCAGUCAUACAAUCUCAGCCCAGACGGUAAAUUUGAGGUAACCCUUCCUGGCGAGUGCGACUUCCCCGUCACCUUCGGUGGCCAAGAUUUCAAGUUUCGUUUUGCAAGCACAGUCGGCGGCGUCAUCCAAGCUGGAUCCAUCCAUGAGGUGUAUGGCGUGAGGGUGCAGAUCAAGUUUGGGUGGCUUGGGUUAAGACAAGUCGAUCGUGCUGGUGACCAGCUGACGCUCCAGGUGGAGCAGUUCACGCAAACAUUUCCAACUAGCACCUUUGCCGUGAGCCCAUCCUGCAGCUAA
Setaria italica (foxtail millet) is the source of this 459-nucleotide messenger RNA. RefSeq lists its product as hypothetical. The record is from RefSeq and is a predicted model, not a curated record. Bases 1 to 459 code for a protein of 152 amino acids. Lineage: Eukaryota; Viridiplantae; Streptophyta; Magnoliopsida; Poales; Poaceae. The transcript has a single exon.